Hibiscus syriacus is the source of this 2494-nucleotide messenger RNA. RefSeq names its product pentatricopeptide repeat-containing protein At4g04370. Lineage: Eukaryota; Viridiplantae; Streptophyta; Magnoliopsida; Malvales; Malvaceae. Gene Ontology annotation, cellular component: intracellular membrane-bounded organelle. The transcript has a single exon. The record is from RefSeq and is a predicted model, not a curated record. Bases 68 to 2296 code for a protein of 742 amino acids. Gene Ontology annotation, molecular function: RNA binding; protein binding. Gene Ontology annotation, biological process: RNA modification.
AAGCUAAAAAUAUCGGUCUUUGUAAAACCUUCCAAGAUUCAACCUUUAACGUGCAGUAGAAUGAGUGAUGAACAAGAUAAUACCCACUACCAUCAGCACCACCAAAUCCUUCAAUUCCAUCAUCAACCGCCUCUCCUCACAAGGAUCCCACGACCAAGUCCUCUUCACCUACAUUUCCAUGCUCAAAUCCAACACCCUCCCCGAUUCCCACACUUUCCCCAGCCUCCUCAAAGCCUGCACUUCUCUAAACCUCUUUUCCCUCGGCCUCUCCAUACACCAACACAUUAUACACCAUGGGUUUUCUUCGGAUUCCUACACGGCAUCUUCUUUGACAAACUUUUACGCGAGAUUCGGUCGCACGACGAACGCUCGCAAGGUGUUCGAUAAAACGCCGGACAGAGAUGUUGUUCCCUGGACUGCCGUUAUUGGAUGCUAUUGUCGUGGUGGCGACCUGGACAAUGCUUUUUUAAUGUAUAAUGAAAUGCGAUGCGGUGGGGUUGAGCCUAGUCCGGUUACUUACUUGAGCUUGCUCUCUGGAGUAUUGGAGUUUGGUUACGUGCAGGCUUUGCAUGGCUGUGUGGUUUUACAUGGCUUUGAAUCAGAUAUAACUUUGGGGAAUUCGUUGUUGAAUGCAUAUAUAAAAUGUGGGAGCAUUGAGGAAGCAAAAGCGUUGUUUGAAUUUAUGAACCAACGAGAUAAAAUUUCAUGGAAUUCUUUGAUUUCUGGUUAUGCUCAGUUAGGGAAUGUUGAGGAAAUUUUGCAACUUCUUUCUGGAAUGAAGAUAGAAAGUACUGGCCCCGAUCGCCAAACUUUUGGUUCUUUGAUUGCUGCCGUUUCGGCACAGAGUAAACUUAAUCUUGGAAGAAUGGUGCAUGGACAGACUUUAAGAUGUGGCUUUGAUUCAGAUGCACAUGUUGAAACAGCACUUAUGGUUAUGUAUUUAAACUGUGGUAAUACUGAUGCUGCAUAUCGGAUUUUUGAAGGGGUAUCUGAAAAAGACGUGGUUCUAUGGACAGCGAUGAUCUCCAGGCUAGUGCAAAAUAAUUAUGCAGGAAAGGCUUUGAUAGUUUUCAAUAGUAUGUUGAAGUCAAGAGUAGAGCCAUCCGCUGCCACCAUAACUAGUUCUCUUGCUGCUUGUGCACACCUGGGUGCUUUUGGCUUAGGAACCUCCAUCCAUGCUUACAUUUUAAGGCAAGGAUUGACGAUAGAUAUUCCAGCUCAAAACUCUCUUGUGACCAUGUAUGCCAAGUGUGGUCAUCUGGAGCAAAGUUGUGCAGUUUUCGAGAGGAUGGACAAAAAGGAUUCGGUUUCUUGGAAUGCAAUAAUUUCCGGAUGUGCCCAAAAUGACAAUUUAUCCAAGGCAUUGUUCUUCUUCAAUAAAAUGAGGUCAACCCUUCAAAAAUCUGAUUCAUUAACUGUUGUCAUUUUGCUUCAAAUCAUCACAUCUACCAGUGCUCUCCAUCAGGGAAAGUGGUUCCACAACUUUGUAAUUAGAAGCUGUCUUAGGCCAUGCAUCUUGGUGGAUACAGCUCUGGUGGACAUGUACUGUAAAUGCGGUGAUUUGGACUCUGCUGUUAAGUGUUUUAGGGAGAUGUCACAACGGGACUUGAUCUCAUGGAGCACAAUUAUUGCAGGAUAUGGUAGUCAUGGCAAAGGGGAGGCAGCUUUAAGCAUGUAUUUUGAGUUUCUGCAAUCUGGAAUUAAACCAAAUAAGGUGUUUUUCCUUUCAACUCUAUCUGCCUGCAGCCAUAGUGGACUUGUUGACCAGGGUCUGAGCAUAUUCCACUCUAUGUCUAGAGAUUUUGGUAUUCAACCAGGAGUUGAGCAUCGUGCUUGCAUUGUCGAUCUCCUUUGUCGAGCUGGCAAGGUGGAAGAAGCUUACAACUUCUACAAGGAGAAUUUCUCGGAGCCCAUCGCUGAUGUUUUGAGCAUGCUACUCGAUACCUGUCGAGCAAAUGAUAACCUGGAACUUGCUGAUGUGAUUGCCCAAGAUGUCAUCAUGUUGAAGCCUACAAGUGCUGGAAACUAUGUCCAGAUAGCACACUGUUACGCUUCUAUGAGUAGAUGGAACAGCAUGGGGGAAGCAUGGACUCAAAUGAGGUCUCUAGGCUUGAGAAAACUCCCAGGAUGGAGUUUCAUUGACCUGCAUGGUAUAGUUACCAUGUUUUUCUCCGGCCAAAACACUCAUCCGAAACAUGAGGAACUGGUUUGUACACUGUCAACUCUGAGGUGGGAAAUGAGUGAAGAUGGUGUGAACUUUAAGAUGAACGAAGUUCGUGAUAUGUUCUUCGACUAGAGGUUUUUAUGAACAAAAACUGCGGAGUACUCUAUGCUUUGGACUGUAAAACAGAUUCCAACGCAACAGAUUAACUUUGGAAGAUGAGAGGGAACAAUUACGCUUGAUAUUAUAUCGACUGCCAGGUGCAGGUAAUUUGUCUUUCUUCCAUGUUACAGAGAUUUGAUGCAUCAAUGCUGUUAAGGCCUCUUAAAGGAA